AUGCUGCAUAUACAUGGCAAGCUAGCGAUAUUGGGUGUAUUCGUUCAUGCAGUGCUAUUGUAUUCAAUAUUUGAUAUAUAUUACUCAUCACCUUUGGUUAUAGGCCUUCAUCCACAUUUUAUCACUAAUGGAAAAGGCCUAGCUGAUCGUCUGGUCAUUUUCUCAGCUGAUGGUUUGCGAGCCGAUACGUUCUUCAAUCAUCCUGAAAAGUCACCGUUCUUGCAUGAUAUUAUCAAUUCAGGCAAGGGUUGCUGGGGUGUAAGCGUAAGUCAUGUGCCGACUGAAUCACGUCCUGGCCAUGUAGCAAUGCUUGCUGGGUUUUUUGAAGAUGUUAGUGCUGUUGCUCGUGGUUGGAAGUAUAAUCCGGUUCCAUUUGACAGCAUCAUCAAUAGGUCGCGAGAAGCAUUUGCCUUUGGCAGUCCGGACGUUGUUUCGAUAUUCACAAAUGAUGUCAGCCAUGCUUCUGCAAUGGUUUAUUCCCCUAGAUUAGAAGAUUUCUACCAGAACGAUGCUGCACAAUUGGACCGAUGGGUAUUCAGAGAAAUGGAAGAACUUCUGAACAACACAGAUGUGGCUAUUAUGAAACGUUUGGUCUCAGAUCGCCUUAUAUUUUUCCUCCAUUUACUGGGAUUGGACACAAAUGGACACGGUCAUAAACCACAGUCAGACAAGUAUAUUGAUAAUAUUGCAAUUGUUGAUGCAGGAAUUGCAAAAGUGGUACAAUUGCUAAAUGAUUUCUAUGCUGAUAACAGGACAACCUUCUUAUUCACCUCAGAUCACGGGAUGACAGAUUGGGGUUCACAUGGUGCCGGCACAGAAGCCGAAUUGAUUACACCAUUAGUGAUUUGGGGUCGUGGUAUACGUGGCAGUACUGUGAGGAAUAAAAUUAGUCAGAUUGAUUUGUCGCCGCUUAUGUCUGCUUUGCUUGGUUGUCCGAUUCCAAUGAAUAGUUUUGGCACUGUACCUUUACAUGUGCUGGAUGCAACACCGAGAUACAAAUUUGCAGUAGCAUACGCUAACUUUAAACAGAUGCUGGAGCAGUUUAUUCUAAAAAAGAAUGAGAAAAAAACUCAUUCAUUGCCUUUCAUGUUUCGUGAUUUUGACCAAUUCCAUCCAAAAAUAUUGCCUACUAUUGAAAGCGAAAUCAAAAGACUUGUGACACAAAAUAGAUUUGACGCAGCUGUGGCAGUAUGCAUGCAAUGGAUUCCGAUUCUUCGAACCGGUUUGAUUUAUUUUCAUCGUCAUGACCAUGCUCUCUUAGGAAUUGCUGUGGUUUCUACAUUCAUCACAUGGAUAUUAUGCGUUUAUUUCAUCACAUUAAAGCAUUCUUCCAUAAUCUCGAAGGGUAACAAUGUGUUGAUUCUAAGCCCGAAGCAGUUUACUGUUGUUGGUUUCAUGUUUAGCUUAUUAUUGCUUUGUGGACUGCCAUUUACGCAUGCAUUAUAUCUAACACUUCCUGUUUAUCUCUCAUGCGUUUGCUGCAAUAGAGUUGGCGAUAUAUUUGGCCUUAAUGUAGAAAAUUAUUUCAUUAAUUGGCAUUUAAUCCGAUGUCCAGAAAUGAGAAGAAAAUGGUUUUUGUUAUUCAUCUCUUGGUUGUUGUUAGCUAUUUCAGUUGCUGUAAUUCUUGCGAUCAUUGUUUACGCAUUCAUUUAUCGUCCAGUAUUAUCAAUAGAGUUCUUGGUCUUAGGUUUAAUUCCAGUGCUAAGACAUGGAGAAAAUCGAGAUGUAGUUAAAUGGAAACGGAUAUGGUUGAUAUGUUGUUUGGCUAUUGCUAUAUAUCCUCAGUUCCCGGUGGUUGGACAAAAUCCACUACCCACAGUUUGUGCAUUAUCGUCUUUCUUUACCUCUCUGUUAAUUUUCUGGAUUUCCACUUUUUCGGUGUUGUCAUCUACGAAAGUACUGUUCCGGUAUCAUUCAGCUUUACAUCUUCUUGCUGCAGUCGUCGUAAUUCUUGUGGAUGCUUUCAGAGAUUAUAAGUUGUUGUUAAUGCUGCUACGCUUAAUUUGUUGGCUUUCAAUUCCUGUAGCAGCAAUUUUACCACUGUUAUCAUCUCCAUCAGUAAUGAUUCGUCUUAUAUGCUGGUUUUCAUCGCUUAUGUUACCAUACGCUUUGCUAAGUUUAUCAUACGAAUCAUCAUUUAUGUUGCUUCUAUUCAUUCUUCUCGCUACGUAUGUACGAUUGGAAUUUGGAUACAUGAGUGAUGAUGAAUUUCUAUCUAUGUCAUUGCUGGAACGAGAUAAUGAGACGAAGUUAAUAGCAGGUGUUAGUGAUACGUAUUUCAUUGAAUGGCUGCAGGGCUUAAACUUGGUUAUCCUUAUCGAAGCGGCUUUCUUCGGUACGGGCAAUAUCGCCUCAUUAAACAGUUUUAAUCCGUCAUUUUUACGAUGCUUUAUAUCUGUGUUUUCCCCUUUUACGAUGGCAGCUAUGUUAAUUUUUAAAAUAUCGUUACCAAUUUUGGCCGUUGCAUUUACGUACGCCGUUAUUGUGCGAUUAAAAAAGAUCUUAAUAGCGAAGUUAUCGAUGAUAUUGCUAAUCAUCUCCGACACAAUGGCCUUGAUCUUCUUCUUUCGACUAGUGGAUGAAGGAAGUUGGUUGGAUAUUGGUAGCAGUAUAAGUCAUUAUUCAGUGUGCAUGUUGUUAACUGUUAUAGUGUAUCUUUUGUUGAAUUUUACUGAGUAUUUGCUUCUUCUUUCUUUGAGUAAAGUCGUGCUCAGUGAAGGAAGGAUAUUCGAGUGGAAACGUAUACAUUCUCUGACUUUAAAAUUACAGAAAGAUAUCGUUUGA
This is a messenger RNA of Cercopithifilaria johnstoni, 2784 nucleotides long. The record is from the annotation of a GenBank genome assembly. Lineage: Eukaryota; Metazoa; Nematoda; Chromadorea; Rhabditida; Onchocercidae.